AUGAAUCAUACCAUAUUCAGAAGCCUUUGCUUCUUACUUUUCUUGGCAACUUUCAGUUUCCAGGCAGGCAAAGUGGUUGGUUUCUUCGGACGAUAUUAUCUCUACGUGCACAAUGGCCUGCCUGACGAUUCUACCCCGUUAACAGUUCAUUGUGCCUCAGGAAAUGAUGAUAUUGGAUAUCAUAAUCUUACUGUUAAUCAGGAUUUGACAUGGAGUUUUCACAUGAAUUUCUUUAGGAAUACUUUAUACUUCUGCCAUUUUUGGCGGGGCGCAAAAUCUGCAAUGUUUGAUGUGUACAAUGACACCUGGGCUUACUAUUGUGGUCAUUAUCAUCAAUCUGACAAGUAUUGCUAUUGGCUAGUAAAAGAAAAUGGUUUCUAUUUUACGGGACAACAACAUCACAAUGUCCCCGGUCCUUUUGACAACCAUCCAGCUAUAGGCUGGAGCUGA
Molecule: messenger RNA, 450 nt
Organism: Coffea eugenioides
Lineage: Eukaryota; Viridiplantae; Streptophyta; Magnoliopsida; Gentianales; Rubiaceae
Product: S-protein homolog 24-like
Exons: 1
Coding region: 1-450 (149 amino acids)
Source: RefSeq, a predicted model, not a curated record